AUGACAAUUCUUACUAAUCGAUCAUUUCUUGAUAUUAACUGUCUCUUAUUAGAUGUCAUUAUCAAAGUUCUUAUAGUCUUCAAUGAUUGGCUUAAUACAUGUGUUUCUAUUAAACAAGCUGUAAAUGUUAGAAAAAGUGUUCGGUUCAAUAAAACUAAAAGUAGACAAAUAUCCAAAUGGGUUAUAUUAAUUAUUCUAAUUGUUAUAAUUCUAACACAUCUUCAUGAUCCAAUUCAUCGUCAAUUAAUUGAUGAUAUCGAUAUCGUUGAAAAACGUAUAUGGUGUAUAGUACAAUAUUCUUCUUCGAUUAGUACUUGGAAUUCAUUUAUUACUUUCAUUCAUUUUUUAAUGCCUUUUUUAAUCAAUUUAAUGGGUAUAAUCUUUACUAUUAUUUCAAUUGCUCGUUCGCGUUCAAAUUUACAAAGAAGAUUACCAUUCAUCGAUCAUCUACGAUUACAAUUAAAACAACAAAGAUCUCGUUUUGUCGCAUCAUUUGUAUUCAUAUUAUUAGCAUUAGUACGAUUAGUCACUUCAUUUACAAAUGGAUUACCAUUUUUAUCAUCAAUGAUGACAUUCUUUGUCUAUGUAUUACCAUCAAAAACAUAUAAAGAUGAAUUUAAUCUGUCAGUCAUGCAAAAACUUCGACGAAUUCGUUCUUUAUGUUAA
Messenger RNA from Adineta steineri, 666 nucleotides. The record is from the annotation of a GenBank genome assembly. Lineage: Eukaryota; Metazoa; Rotifera; Eurotatoria; Adinetida; Adinetidae.